GUAACCUGCUCCUCGCAACAUACCAUUGCGACAGACUAAAGGAUGUUGCAACGCGUCCUUUCUGUUUGGACUCAUCCGUCGCCUCGUGACGCGUUCCGCAGGGUCAUCGAGCAGACUGUCCAACGCUAGACUCUGGGUUUAAUUUCCUUGUAACAUCGGUUACUCUACAUUGACGCGGUCCAAUGAGGGCGAUGUGCCUUUGGCUAACUUCUAGGGACGCUGAACUUGCCCCCGGUCGGACGACAGGAGGCGCUGACGCCCCCUCGAGCAUAAAAGGGGACCUCGAUGCCUCUGACAUCCUUCCGCGCCCCAUCUCCCUUUGCGUACAAUGUCUGUAAAGGACCUCCCAGAGGAGCUCCUUCGCGAGAUUCUCUCGGCCUGCCUGGAUGUCUCGCUUGCAGACUUCUUCCGGUUCCCUACACUGACGGAUAACGCUGGGCACCCUCCGCGACACGCCGACCUUCUACUCGCGUCGAAACAGUGGCUCCGCAUCGGCGCGCCUCUCUUGUACUCAUCGCUCAGGCUGUGCAGCCCAUCACAUGCCGCCGAAGUUGCCAGGCUACUUUCCGCUAGCCCCGGCCUUGGCAGCGCCAUCGUCAACUUGCGCAUCGAGGAGAACUGUGGCAGCAGUCUCGUGGAGAUUGUCAAGUGCGCGCCCAGAGUACAGCGACUCUACAUCUCCGUCUGCCACAUGUCUUCCCACGACGUCGAGCAUCUCCGUCAGGCGCUGCCUCAUAUCCUCCCAAAGCAGCUUUUCCUCGUCGAUAUGACGCGCGUCAUGCGCUUUUUUACUCUCUUUCCUUGGCCUCCCGGAACGAAAGCGGACGAGGCGUUGCAUGUAGUGGAACACACAAUUGCUCAUCACUGGACUAUGCUGCAAAGCAUCCAUUUCGGACCGUGUUUCCCCAUUACCCCCACCACGUCUCUAGCACUCGAUCAAGCAGUACAGGGCCGUCUCCCCGGUGAGAAAAACCCCCUCCAGAUCGUAUGUUGGGAUCUGGAUGGCAGUUCUAAUCGGGUAACGGCUGGGACCUCUAGACCCAGCCCAAAGAGAUAAGCACGAUGCUGUAACCCCGACGACGGAGUCGGUCAGAGCAAGUCCUUUUGUAAUGCGUCGUAAGCUGUAUCACUUCCGCCCCGUCCUGUUGGUCAUUACAUACGACGAUUUUGGUGCGAAUAGUGCCAUUUGGCAAAUGCAAAUUCAGUAAUUGAGCGUUUUCACGAUCGUCGAGUCCGUAUAACUCUUGCUUUGACAUCCGAGGGAUCCUGGUCUGUCGUUUUAUGUAAAU
Phanerochaete carnosa HHB-10118-sp is the source of this 1289-nucleotide messenger RNA. RefSeq lists its product as uncharacterized. Lineage: Eukaryota; Fungi; Basidiomycota; Agaricomycetes; Polyporales; Phanerochaetaceae. The transcript is spliced from 3 exons. The record is from RefSeq and is a predicted model, not a curated record. The coding region runs from base 329 to 1057 and encodes 242 amino acids.